Molecule: messenger RNA, 843 nt
Organism: Cyphellophora attinorum
Lineage: Eukaryota; Fungi; Ascomycota; Eurotiomycetes; Chaetothyriales; Cyphellophoraceae
Exons: 1
Coding region: 1-843 (280 amino acids)
Molecular function (GO): protein binding
Source: RefSeq, a predicted model, not a curated record
AUGGAGGUCCGAGAUCUACCGCUUAACGAUGAGAGCGAGCAGACGUGGCUCAUUGAGGAUGACGUGAGUCGCAUGAUCAGUCAUGGCGAGUGGACCUCCUUCGACACGAGCAGAAAGGUCGUGGUUCAGGUAGUCGACAUAGAGUACGCGGACGGCCCGCCUGGCGGAUACGUUGAUGCAUUCAACGCCGUGGCUGCUGGGAGAUACAAGUAUGGGCUGCGGAUGAGAAAUGGCAUGAAAGUCGCAAGGUUGCCGUGGGUGCCCGAGCAGAUCAAGGAUGCGGUUGAAGGAGUUCCAAAACGAAAGCGCUAUCAACCACGAGGUAAACAGCUCUACAAACUCAACGAACCUUGGACUCUGCGUUCACCCAAAUGGGACCCAUCAGCAAACAUUGAGGUUCCCUUGCCCAAAGACACGCUUACCGCCAGCGACAGGUCUGCUCCGUCCCUGGACAGUCUCCCAGAUGAGAUCCUCUUACACAUCAUCAGCUUUUGCGACACAACUGCUAGGCUAUGUCUCAGUCGGACCAACGAACGCUACAGAUGGCUUGUCGGCCCUCAAAGCUGCACACCUUGGGAUAUACAUUUGUUCGACCGUCGCUUGAGGCACGACCAGCGGAGGCCAGUGGGACUAAUUCGAUGGAUCGGCCGACGUGGGCUCAAAUGGUUAUCAGAAUUCUCUCCUAUGAACCCCCUGGCCAUGGCUUUUAACCGGCGGUUCGAUCGAAAGCAUCAGAAGUUCCAAGAACAGACGGCGGUACGCCAAGGGACCCAGCAGAACCCCAAUACCGAUGGCGGCAGUCAGAAGCAUGCGCAGGCUCAGGCGGCCUCUACAGCAUAUUGA